CAGGUCACGUGUGUCCGGUCUUAGUGGAGUAGGAAACUUUUACCUUCUAAUUUCUCAAUGUUUACUAAAAUUAUGUAGCCAUGUGGAGGUGGCUCAGUGGAAUUCCCAGAGCCGUCCGAAACCACCUCCAUGGUCCCAGAGCCUCAGCAUCUGGUGUCUGUAAAGAAGAUGAAUUAGAUGAAGCAAAGAAAUGUGCAGAGAACUGUCACCAGCACUACAAAGCCCAGUAUAGACUAGGAGCUUGGUCUGACUAUCAGGAAGGCUCCCAUGAUGACUACCAAUGGGAACAAGAGGCUGGACCUGACAAGGAGAAAGGUUACAGACACACCCCAAACUUCUGGAAUCUGUUCUGUGGACCAGGGUCAUGUGAGGCUUUAGGAUUGGGGACAAUUGUAGUUGUCGGCCUGCAGCUAACCAAAUACCAUCUGUUGAUAGACAGAUGGGAGAAGUUGAAAGACAAAGAUAGGCGUUCCCACUGCUUGCUUUACAAGAUCAGGAGUGUACUGCCCGAACCAUGUCUACUGAAGAAUUCUGUUCUGGAGACAAAUGAUUCUCCUCCCUCAGACAGGAAACAUACCUCUCCAGUGUCAAAACUAUACCAAAGACAUCCGUCAUUAUUGAAUACUUCUACACAGGAUGCUAAGGAUGGUGAGAAGACUGAUGAUAGGUUUGUGGCAGAGGAAGAAGUGUUGGCCUCUAGCCCUUCUCUUGAUCCUUUGGAAACUGUAAUGAAGGAGUUUGAAGCAAUUUGUCGUAAUUAUGCUGCUGUUGGACAAAACAUUGCCGGACUUAAGAAGGCUAUGGCAGGUCAGCUGACACAGGCAGCCAAUCACUGGGCUGAGGCUAGUUGCUCAGCAUAUGGCAAGGCAAACUUCAAUCUGGGUUUGUGUUAUGAAACUGGACGUGGGGUGAAGAAAAAUAUUAAACAGGCUAUGAAACUGUAUGAGCGAGCAGUGAUGGAGAACCACCCACAGGCCAUGUACAACCUAGCACUUAUCUAUCUGGGAGAAGAUGGGGCUCUCACAUCACCUGCCCUCGGUAUACAGCUUAUGGAGAAGGCAGCUGACCUUGGAUUAGCUCAGGCCCAGACAUUCAUGGGAGUACAUAUCAUGGAGCAGAAACAACCAUCUCUGUUCAAAGCUGUCGCCUACUUCAGAGCUGCUGCUGGACAGGAUGACUCUGAUGGAGAGUACUUCCUAGCACUGUGUUAUGAGCAGGGACUUGGUGUAGAAGAGAACAAGUGUCGUGCUGCAGAUUUGUACAGCCAGGCAGCCACCAAAGGCCAUGAUGGUGCCAUCUACAAUCUUGCCUUCUUCCAUGAGCACGGAUUAGGGGGGCUACCAGAGGAUCAAGUUACAGCCAUGACCUUGUACAGGAAAGCUGCUGAUGCAGGAAAUGAAAGUGCUCUCAGUUAUCUUGAAGGUCCACAACAAACAGCUUCUCCAACCUGGAAAGAACAGUACAUGUAUGACUUUGUGGAGGAGCCACAGCUUGAGAUACAGAUCCCAAACCCCAUCCAGGUGGAGCCACUGAAAGUGAAGAUGCCACCUGUUGAACAAAUCCCAUUGUCUUUAUCUUCUCCAUCCCUCAGUGACUACUUACGCAAACACAUUGAAGAUCUAGAUGUGAAACGUGAUGUACAACAAGAUGUAGCAUCACUAUCAAUUCUUCAGCCUCAAUUUGUAGGCGCGAAGAAAACAAGAAUUCAGAAGGAUAAAAGUGACUUCUUUACUGUUGGAACCAGUAAAACUGGUGGUGCCCCCACGUGGGCUGACAUUGACGAAGAAAAUGUUGAGGACAGAAGCCACUUAUCUGCCAUGUUGCAGAGAAAUAACACUGUGCCUGAUGUAAGAUCCAUUUCCUGUUCCUAAUGGCAAGUGGACGUAGGUCAUCAAAUUCAUCUGUAUUAUCUAGCUGUCAUCAACUAAGGACCAUAAGCUGUUUUAUCUGUAUCAUCCAACAUUUUUGUCAAUCAAAGAAAAAAAGGUCUUUUGAUUCAUCUGUAUUCACUGAAUGUCAUCAACACAGGAAUAUAGGUCUUCUUAUUUUCCUGUUUCAUUUAAAUAACAUUGGCAUAUCAUUCUAUGUGUUAGGAUUUGUGUUUGUAGCAUACUGAUGGUUUAGGAAAUUGAGGGAGAUUUCAGCAAGAAAGUCCUACAUAAAUCAAACGGUAUUCAGUAUAAGUUACCACAGGUAAACUUCUUUACAGUCUGUUUAUCAAAACCUUUCCCACUUUUUACAUCUAUUUGAUGAUCAUGACAUCAAGUGAUAAUUAUAGCCUGAUUAUUUUGUUCCUUCCUAAAACUCACCAACAUAUUCCUCCCAUUCGGAUGAUUGCUUGGUUUAAGGUACGACAGAACUGGAUUCUGUUUAUGGUAGAAAAUUUAUAUAAUAUUGGAUGGAAUGAAAUCAAUACGAGUUCAAACCAUUGAGUUGUACAAUAGUUUGUGUGUGUAAUUACUAGCUGGAGAACAAAACCAAGUUAAACUUUCUCUGGUGCAUUGUUGAUGUUGGUGUGCAGAAAUCCAUGUUUAUAAUAAUAAUAAACUUUUUUUAUUUUACAACAAUCAUGAAGGAUGUUUUUCUAACUGAUACUAAUCACUCUUGUUGGUUCGGAUGUAAGCACGCGAGGGGUCUUAUUGUGGGAGGAAACCCUAAGUACCCAGGGAAAACCCACGUGGUUGGGCAGGUGACCCCAUACCUUUUCACAUCCAUUCCGGGAAUGGAACACGGGAUGGCUAGGUGAAAGGCAGGUGCGUUACCACUGUGCCAACUGACCACCCUCUUUAAAUUCAAAGUACUUGUAGUUUCUGUAGUAACAAAACUUUCGUAUGUGUUGGUAGUCCUUAUAGAAAAUAUCAACCAGAUACAGGUAUAGCAACUGUAUGUAUACAAUGUAACAUAUAAUAUGGUGUAGUUCUCUUACGAUGAUUCAUGGAAUUUCUGGACUGUUUUUAUCUUUGAAAAAAUGUUGAGGUGACAUUUGUCAUGACCACGUAAAUAUAUUUUUAUGUCAUCUGUCCCAAGGGUCUGAUGACCUACUGCGAUCGCCUUUUGUCCAGCAUCGUCCGUCGUAAACAUUUUCAACUUCUUCUCAAGUUCUACAUGUCUCAUUGAGCUGAAACUUACCUGAAAUGAACGUGACAUGAUCCUGACCAAAGUGUGUUUAUUUCGGGUUGGUCCGAAAUCCAACAUGGCUGCCAUCUUGAAAACACAUUUUCGACUUCUUAAGUUCAAAAUUUGAAAUCUUGUAUUUUAUGUCAGAUGACGGUUAAGGCCCAUGGGCCUCUUGUUAAAAUCCUAUGUUGGGUUGACAUCUGUUGUGACCACAAACAUAUAUGUAAUGUCCCACACUUUUCCUUAAGUUUCCAGUAAUUAGGUCAGAGUUACCAGAACUACAAUAAGAUCCCCAAUGCAGUCCCACACAUGAAAGAACAAAAACUAAUCUAAAGCAGGGUACCACACUAAUUUUUGAUAUCACGAAAAAUCUCAUUUCAUUACCAGACUAAUAGGGGGUUGUUUUUGUCUGGUAGUCAAACCUUGAUCCAUAGCUACACAAACAUACAUUACUAUCAUUCAAAUGACUGUAAAUAUUCUUUUGUUUUAUAAUGUACAGUUUUAAACUCACAAGUAUUACCAUGCUUUAUUCCAUGUAGAAAGAAUCAGAUUCUGUCUGCAAUCAUGUAUUAUAAACUGCCAAAGCGCAGUUAUAAAUUUGUUCCAAAACUGAUCUCUCAGGACAUUGUACAGUGGUAAUAAUUAGUCAGGUAACUGACAAAUUUAAUUAAAAAUUUCAAUUAAUCAGAGACAACUUAUUGGAAAUGGAUUCCUGUGUUUACUUUUUCACUAAAUUAUCUUUUCAAAAAUCUGAAUAUUUCCAAAAAUCACAGAAUAUCACAAAUUCACAUGAUACUGGUCAACUGAUCAGUUGAUUUCUUAUCGAUGUUCCUGGAAUCAUUUCAGCAUACCAGGAGGAUCAAUAUCUAAAUCUUUUGUUAUUACUACUCUAUGUUGAAGAGACAAAUUAAGCUGAAUGAGAAAGGAUUGUUUUGCUGAGAGUAGAGGCGAGAAGAACUUUUUUCUGCAGAAGUGAGAGGUUCGGUGAAAUGAGGACUGGUUAACAUAAGUGAGAGAGGUUAGUUGAUUUUGUGUUAUCACUUCCCAAAGUGGAAGUAUUGUCAGAUCCUAAAAUGGAUCUCUGACCAACCUUUUAUCCCGAGUGUGAAGAAAUUGUUUUGAUGAUUUUGUUUGUUUUUAUUAUUUUGUUAUGUUUCAAUGUAGCUUUAUAUAUACUCAUUGUAAGUUUGAGAGUAAUAAACUAAUAAAACUCUUCAA
Ylistrum balloti is the source of this 4335-nucleotide messenger RNA. RefSeq names its product DAP3-binding cell death enhancer 1-like. Bases 81 to 1871 code for a protein of 596 amino acids. Gene Ontology annotation, molecular function: protein binding. The record is from RefSeq and is a predicted model, not a curated record. The transcript has 10 exons. NCBI's taxonomy places the organism in Eukaryota, Metazoa, Mollusca, Bivalvia, Pectinida, Pectinidae.